AUGCGCGGCCUUCUCUUCUGCCCUCUGCUCGUUACUGGACUGGCACAGCUCUGCUGCAGGGCGCGGGGCACUGUGCCACCAGACACGACCCCUGGAGGAGAAGGGCCUGGAGAGGCACCGGAAGUGUAUCACCGGAAACAGGUCUGUCACUGGCCCUGCAGAUGCCCUCCUCAGAAGCCCAGUUGUCCUCCUGGGGUGAGCUUGGUGAGGGAUGGCUGCGGAUGCUGCAAAAUCUGCGCCAAGCAACCAGGAGACACCUGCAACGAGGCCGACCUCUGUGACCCACACAAAGGGCUGUACUGCGACUACUCGGCAGACAAGCCUAGGUACGAGACGGGAGUGUGUGCACAUCUUGUGGCUGUUGGAUGUGAGUUCAACAAGGUCCAUUAUCAGAAUGGCCAAGUAUUUCAGCCCCACCCAUUGUUCAGCUGCCUCUGUGUGAGUGGGGCAAUUGGAUGCACACCCCUCUUCAUACCUAAGCUGGCUGGCAGCCGCUGUUCUGCAGCUAAAGGAGGAAGGAAGACUGAUCCACGAAACUGUGGCCCGGGCCCACUGCAGCAGGGUCACUCAGCAAGCUACAAAGCAAUGCCAGCUUACAGGAAUCUCCCACUUACUUGGAAAAAAAAAUGUCUCGUGCAAGCAACAAAGUGGACUCCUUGCUCCCGAACGUGCGGAAUGGGAAUCUCAAACAGGGUAACCAACGAAAACAGCAACUGUGAAAUGAGGAAAGAGAAGAGGCUAUGCUAUAUUCAGCCCUGUGACAGUCACUUAUCAGAGGCAGUGAAGAUUCCCAGAGGAGAAACAUGUCAACCUACCUUCCAGCUCUCCAAAGCUGAAAAAUUUGUUUUUUCUGGAUGCUCAAGUACUCAGAGUUACAGACCCACUUUCUGUGGAGUAUGCCUGGAUAAGAGAUGCUGUGUCCCCAACAAGUCUAAAAUGAUUACUGUUCAGUUCGACUGCCCCAGUGAAGGAUCAUUUAAGUGGCAGAUGCUUUGGGUAACAUCUUGUGUGUGUCAGAGAGGCUGCAGAGAACCAGGAGAUAUAUUUUCUGAGCUCAGGAUUCUGUAG
Molecule: messenger RNA, 1068 nt
Organism: Psammomys obesus (fat sand rat)
Lineage: Eukaryota; Metazoa; Chordata; Mammalia; Rodentia; Muridae
Gene: Ccn6
Product: cellular communication network factor 6
Exons: 5
Coding region: 1-1068 (355 amino acids)
Biological process (GO): signal transduction; cell adhesion
Cellular component (GO): extracellular matrix; extracellular region
Molecular function (GO): heparin binding; integrin binding
Source: RefSeq, a predicted model, not a curated record